AUGAAAGACCCCAGAGAAAAAAACGAAGAUCUAGAAGGGAUUUUCGAUGAGGUGAAGGAAGUGGAUGAAAAAUUAUACUGUUAGAUAAAUGAAAUGUUGAUAAAAGAAAAUAUUUAAGACUGGAUGAGAUUUAUUUCAGAUGAUGAAAAUCAAAGACAUUUAGAAGAGAACAUUUAACAAGGAAAAAAUUCAACAAAAGAAGAAAGAUAAUAGAGAUAAGGAACUUUAAGAAAGAACAUAAGACAGAUUAUAAAUGUCAUUCAAAAAAUUAAAGAUCACGACUUUAAUAAAUAAGAUUAUUCUGGUGUAGUAUAUUUUGAACCGAGACAGAAUCUAAUAAAAAGAAUUAAAUAUUAAAAGGAGAUAAUUGGGUUUCUGAAAUUCUUAGUUCACCUUACAGCCUAAGAUGAUAAUUUAAUUUAAUGUGGAUCAAACUCAUUAAAUUUAUUAAACUUGCUAAAGGUGGACUUAAAAAAUUCAAAUUUUGAAAAAAUCAGGAUUUAGAAUACUUCUUUAGUGGGAGCUAAUUUUGUAAGAUGCAACUUAAGUGGAUCAUAAUUUGAUAAUGUUAACAUAAGUGGUAUAAAUUUGAAUGGAGCUUUGCUGUUAAAUUGUAAAUGGAUCAACUUAAAAAUACAUGAGCUUAAUAAAUUAGAUGGUCAUACUCAUAGUAUAUAAUCAGUAUGUUUCUCUUCUGAUGGAAAAACAUUAGCAUCUGGUAGUUUUGAUAAAUCUAUCCGUUUAUGGGAUGUGAAGACAGGAUAAUUAAAAGCUAAAUUGGAUGGUCAUACUCAUAGUGUAAAUUCAGUAUGCUACUCUCCUGAUGGAACUACCUUAGCAUCUGGUAGUAAUGAUAAAUCUAUUCGUUUAUGGGAUGUCAAGACAAGAAAAAUAAAAGCAAAUUUAGAUAACCUUAGCGGACCUGUCUACUCAGUAUGUUUCUCUCCUGAUGGUACUACAUUAGCAUCUGGCUGUGGAGAUUCAUCUAUUCGUUUAUGGAAUGUUAAGACAGGAUAAUAAAAGGCCAAGUUGAAUGGUCAUCGUGAAAAUGUAUGGUCAGUAUGUUUCUCUCCUGAUGGAACUACAUUAGCAUCUGGCUGUGGAGAUUCAUCUAUUCGUUUAUGGAAUGUUAAGGCAGGAUAAUAAAAGGCCAAGGUGAAUGGUCAUACUGAUCAUGUACUAUCAUUAUGCUUCUCUCCUGAUGGAACUACUUUAGCAUCUGGUAGUAGAGAUUAUUCUAUUCGUUUAUGGGAUGUUAAGACAAGAUAAUAAAAGGCCAUGUUGGUUGGUCAUAGUACUUAUGUGAAUUAAGUAAGUUUCUCUCCCGAUGGUACUACAUUAGCAUCUGGUAGUGGAGAUCAUUCUAUUCGUUUAUGGAAUGUUAAGACAGGACAAUAAAAGGCCAAGUUGGAUGGCCAUAGUGAAAAUAUAUGGUCAGUAUGCUUCUCUCCUGAUGGUACUAUAUUAGCAUCUGGUAGUUAUGAUAAAUUUAUUCGUUUAUGGGAUGUUAAAACAGAAUAAUAAUAGGUCAAUUAGGAUGGUCAUACUAAUCAUGUUCUAUCAGUGUGCUUUUCUCCAGAUAGUACUACAUUAGCAUCUGGGGGUCAUGAUUAAUGUAUCCGUUUAUGGGAUGUUAAGACAGGAUAAUAAUAGAUGAAAUUGGAUGGUCAUAGUGGUGUAAUCUAUUCAUUAUGCUACUCUCAUGAUGGCGCUACAUUAGCAUCUAGUAGUGAUGAUACUUCUAUCCGUUUAUGGGAUGCUAAGACAGGAUAAUAAAAGGCCAAAUUAACUGGCCAUAGUAAUUCUGUUUUAUCAGUGUGUUUCUCUCCUGAUGGAACUACAUUAGCAUCUAGUAGUAAUGAUACUUCUAUCCGUUUAUGGGAUGCUAAGACAGGAUAAUAAAAGGCCAAAUUAACUGGCCAUAGUAAUUCUGUUAAAUCAGUGUGUUUCUCUCCUGAUGGAACUACAUUAGCAUCGGGUAGUAAUGAUAAAUCUAUCCGUUUAUGGGAUGUUAAGACAGGAUAAUAAAAGGCAAAAUUGGAAGGUUAUCGUAGAUUCGUUCUAUCUCUGUGCUUCUCUCCUGAUAGUACUACAUUAGCAUAUGGUUGUGAUGAUUAAUCUGUCCGUUUAAAGGAUGUUAAGACAGGAUAUCAAAUAUGCAAAUUGGAUGGUCAUAGUGGAUCUGUCUAAUCAGUAUGUUUCUCUCCUGAUGGAACUACAUUAGCAUCUGGUAGUUUUGAUCAAUCUAUCCGUUUAUGGGAUGUGAAGACAGGAUUGUAAAAGGCCAAACUAGAUGGUCAUAGUGCUUUUGUCUAUUCAGUUUGCUUCUCUUCUGAUGGUACUACUUUAGCAUCUGGUUCUUAUGAUAACUCUAUACGUUUAUGGGAUGUUCGGACGGAAUAAUAAGUUCAAUUCUCUGAAAAAAAUAUCAAAGAUCUUCUAUUAAAAUCUAAUAUCCCAUUAUUCUAAGAAAAACUCCUUUUAUGUAUUAAUUGCUUAUUAUAUCUUAGCCAUUACCAAUUAUACUAUUAUAUUAAUAUCAUAAUAAGCAGUAUUUUAAGCAAAAAGUGCUUUAAUUUCGGAAGGGGAAUUUAUAAACUAAUUUGGAAUUGAUUUAAAGACACUUUUUAAACAAAAAGGUAGUUACAUUUUAGGAAUUCAAUAUGAUUUAAAAUAAAAAUGA
Molecule: messenger RNA, 2683 nt
Organism: Paramecium pentaurelia
Lineage: Eukaryota; Ciliophora; Oligohymenophorea; Peniculida; Parameciidae
Source: the annotation of a GenBank genome assembly